Messenger RNA from Jaculus jaculus (lesser Egyptian jerboa), 2004 nucleotides. It is a transcript of the gene Fundc1, whose product is annotated as FUN14 domain containing 1. Gene Ontology annotation, cellular component: mitochondrial outer membrane. The coding region runs from base 125 to 592 and encodes 155 amino acids. The record is from RefSeq and is a predicted model, not a curated record. Gene Ontology annotation, biological process: autophagy of mitochondrion. NCBI's taxonomy places the organism in Eukaryota, Metazoa, Chordata, Mammalia, Rodentia, Dipodidae. The transcript is spliced from 5 exons.
AAAGAAAAAGAGGAGGUGGAAAAAAGGAGACCAUAGACUUUUACGUUGGCCUAGAGCGGCUCUAAAAGUGGUGGGGAGAGGAGGGCGGGCGGGGAGCACCUCAGAACUGGCCGCCGGAGGUAUCAUGGCGUCCCGGAACCCCCCUCCCCAAGACUAUGAAAGUGAUGACGAGUCUUACGAAGUGUUGGAUUUAACUGAGUAUGCAAGAAGACACCACUGGUGGAAUCGAGUAUUUGGCCACAGUUCUGGACCCAUGGUAGAAAAAUACUCAGUAGCUACCCAGAUUGUAAUGGGUGGCGUGACUGGCUGGUGUGCAGGAUUUUUAUUCCAGAAGGUUGGAAAACUUGCAGCAACUGCAGUAGGUGGUGGCUUUCUGCUCCUUCAGAUUGCCAGUCACAGUGGCUAUGUGCAGAUCGACUGGAAGAGAGUUGAAAAGGAUGUAAACAAAGCAAAAAGGCAGAUUAAGAAACGAGCAAAUAAAGCAGCACCUGAAAUCAACAAUAUAAUUGAAGAAGCAACAGAAUUUAUCAAACAGAACAUUGUGAUAUCCAGUGGAUUUGUGGGAGGCUUUUUGCUAGGCUUGGCAUCUUAAGACCUUGAAUGUUCCAUCUUCAUGGAUCCAACCAUGAGAAGAGAAGUGGUGGUGACAGGGUGGUCUCUCAACAGCACAUGCCACCAGAGUCUCCAGAGCAAGGAGACAAACUUGCUGGACAACACCAAAUGCACAGCUUAGCAUUUUGCCAUCUGAAGCUUGGCAACUAUUAUCUGCUGUAAACAACCCAUGUGGUAUGUGAGCAAUAGUAUUCUUGAGCAAAUCAAAGCUUUGUCAUUGUUGAGAUUCACAUCUGUUUAGAAACUAGAUUAUAAAAUUCACUAUUGGAUAUAGACAUGGACAGAGAAACAAAGCUGUUAUGUGUGUUGCCCAAUAAAAUGUUAUCUUCUUUGUAUUUAAAUGUUCUGCAUUGUGCUUCCUAGUAUGGUGCCAAUAAUUAAAAAAUGUCUUGUAGCUUCAACGUUAGGGCUGAUUUCAAAGAUAUGUUUGAAAUAAAAUGAACUGUAGUGCCCUUUUAUGGAAGGUUUAGAAAUGAUAGAAUUCUUAAAGCUUUUAAGUAGACUGUUCUGAUGUCUCAGUUUUAGAUAGUUUUCCCAGUAUUUCUUACUUUGCUUAUAUAGUAAUUUUACAUUUUAAAAAAGGCUCUUCUAAGAAAAUACUACAUGUGUAAAGCUGUUUUGCCUUUUCUGAUAUCCAUUGUUUUUAAAAAUAUGUUCUUGUGUAUUAGCUUCUAAUCUUUGUUUGGUUUGUUUUAUUUAUUUAUUCUGACAGCCUAGACAGAACUAUUAUAUUGAGAGUACACAUAAUUUCCUCAUUGAUUUAUUUUAACCUCAAAUGCACUUCAUUUUUUUUAUUUUUAAAAAUUAUAAUUAUUAUCUUGGUCUGUUUUCCCCAUGUUAAAAGUUGCCUGAAAAUACUUAGUAGUAUAGCAUUGAUUUACUGUCUGAGAACUGUAAUUUUUCUAUGUAAUCAUAAAAUUGUAGUUUAAAGAGAUUUGUGUCCUUCAUUGAGUCAUAGAUGGAGUACUAAGGCUCUCAGGCUUUGGUAGCAUUACGUUGGUGGAUCACUAGGCUAACUCACUGUUUCUCAGGGCCAACACCACUUGCUUAGAGCCUUCUUUGUCCAAGAAAAGCUUUGUGUAUUAUUAGUUUUGCCCUUAGAAAUAUUGGUUGGUAUUGGGAAAAUCAUAACAAUGGAGGUGGGAUCUUCAGAUUGAAGACUGCAAAUAUCAGACUAUCUCCUUUCUGCUUUUGAUAGGAGGCCCCCAUAGUAAAGUAUGUUUUAGGAUUUUUGUAUUAUAAACAUGUGACAUUUCAUAUUUUCAAUAUUGGCUGUAAGCUACAGCUUAUUAUCGUAAGACUCCUUAAAAUUGAGUGUGGGGUUGAUCUUUAAUUCCUCUUUUCUCAUUAGUGCCUCAGAUACAAUGCUAAAUAAAACAGACUUUCUUGAUA